Molecule: messenger RNA, 2137 nt
Organism: Polypterus senegalus (gray bichir)
Lineage: Eukaryota; Metazoa; Chordata; Cladistia; Polypteriformes; Polypteridae
Product: glutamine synthetase-like
Exons: 7
Coding region: 719-2020 (433 amino acids)
Cellular component (GO): cytoplasm
Molecular function (GO): glutamine synthetase activity
Source: RefSeq, a predicted model, not a curated record
CACCUGAGGAGUGAUGCAUAUUUCAAUGAUGGCCUCUGCGGGGGUCUCGUCUGCUGUCGAUGUCCAGAGCUGAGUGGCCGCCGUCUCCGCACACACACACUGUGGAUGUUCACUCGUUGAGACUCGUCCGCCCCGGUGGGCUCAUUCAGGUGACUCAUUCUUUGCUCAGCUCCCAGACUGCUGGCCUUGUUGGAGUUGGCAUUGUUCGUGUUUGUUCAGGAGUGGGCUGUGCCCAUUCCGUUAGGGUGGUGCGGCCCUCCCAGGUGUAACGACGAGACCACCGGCCUCUGGCCCUGCUAAAGGUGAAGGUCGUGCUUUGAUUUGUGAAGCCCUUUCAAAGGUGACCACCCAGCCACUCAUGAAGGGUCUCUGCUCAGGUGUCCUCGUCCCUUUGGGGCGUCCCUGGGCCACCGUUGUGUGAUGAGUGAAUGCCGCGUAUUGAAGCCCUCCAGGUGUCCAUGUAAAUCGAGGCUAAUCUCAGAGGUGGACGCCCCUGUCAUCGGACCGCCUGGCACAGCAGCACGUUGUGGGACUGAAGUGACAUUGGCUGUCAUUUAGGAGGUUUCUUUGUUGUGGGAUUCAUUCCUGGUUGUCACAGAAGUGUCCCUCCUCAUAGUCAUUAAAGUGACUUGCCAGCUCAGCAGGAUUUCUUAUUUGGAGUUGACAGCAGAUGCCCCCAGAAAGCCACCACUUGUAAAGUGGACUCAAGCUCUUCAUCAUGUGGCGUUUGCUCCUCAGCUGUGCGCCAAUCCUGCGCUCUUCGUCAUCGCCCCACAUGACCGUCACUCGCUUGUUUUUCCAUCCAGAGCUCAUUGGGACCCCUCCUGUUUGGAGUCUGCAGAGAAAGUGGACAAGGAGACCACCCUCCAAACUCAGUCCCACCAUCACCAUGUCAAGUGCCAUGUCUGCCAGCUCCGACCUCAGUAAGAUCGUGCGGGACAAGUACAUGUGCCUACCGCAGGGGGACAAGGUGCAGGUCACCUACAUUUGGAUCGAUGGCACCGGAGAAGGACUGUGCUGCAAGACAAGGACCCUGGACUCGGAGCCCAAGGGCAUCGAAGAUGUUCCCGAGUGGAAUUUCUUUGGCUCGAGUGUCUACUGGCCGGACGGCUCCAACAGCGACAUGUACCUGAUGCCCGUGUGCCUGUUCAGGGACCCCUUCACGCUGGACCCCAACAAACUGGUGCUGUGCGAGGUGCUCAGGCACAACCGCAAGCCAGCAGAGACCAACCUGCGCAACAGCUGCCGUCAGGUGAUGGAGCAGGCCGGGCACAGCCACCCUUGGUUUGGCAUGGAGCAAGAAUACUCGCUGCUGGACCUCGAUAAGCACCCCUUUGGUUGGCCCAAGAAUGGCUUCCCUGGACCUGAGGCAGGUUUCUGUAGCUGCAGCGUGGGCACCAACAAAAGCUAUGGCCGAGACAUCGCUGAGUGCCACUACAAGGCCUGUCUGUAUGCUGGGGUGAAGAUCACUGGCACCAAUGCAGAGACCAUGCCCUCUCAGUGGGAGUUCCAGGUGGGGCCCUGCGAGGGCAUUGCCAUGGGCGAUCACCUGUGGAUGGCACGCUUCGUGCUGCACCGUGUCUGUGAAGACUUCGGGGUGGUGGCCACGCUUGACCCCAAGCCGAUUGCGGGUGACUGGUAUGGAGCAGGGUGUCACACCAACUUCAGCACGGAGGCCAUGCGUAACCAGGGGGGACUUCAGCAUAUCGAGGAGGCCAUCGAGAAGCUGAGCAAGCGACACUCGUAUCACAUCCGCAUGUACGACCCUAAAGGGGGCGCCGACAACUCCCGCCGCCUGACUGGCUCCCACGAGACCUCCAGCAUCCACGAGUUCUCUGCUGGCAUCGACAACCGUAAUGCCAGCAUCCGCAUCCCCCAGCAUGUUGGAAAAGGUGGCUGUGGCUACUUUGAGGACCGGCGCCCUGCUGCCAACUGUGACCCGUAUGCCGUGACGGAGGCCAUCACCCGCACGUGUGUGCUGAACGAGACGGAGCCUGUGCCCGUGGGCGAGGUGCCAUGAGGAUGACUUCUGUCUUCACUGCCAUCUUCUUCCGGCACUUAUUUGAAUUGACCGUUGGUCACUGCUGGUCACUUUGCUCUGAUGGCACUUAAUAAAUAAAUUUGGGUUCAAAUCCGG